UGGCGAAGGGGCUCCGAGCUCCUCCCUUGGCCUGCUCCCCACACGCAGCUGCCCAAGACUUGGGACGCGGCGUGAACCGGGGCCGCGGUGUGCAGGGGUGCAGGCAGCGGUUGCGGAGCAAGCCCGUCCCUUCCUCCCUGCAGGUCUAUUACCUGGGAGAGGGGGAGGCCUCGAGACAGUGGCUGCAGCAGGAGCAGAACAGCAAAGCCAAGCUGUGUCUGUCCCACAUGAGGGCGGUGGCCAGCCACGUGCUGGCCCAGCACCCCCACGUGACACCCCUGGCGUGGGACGACAUGCUGCGGGACAUGCCCGAGGACCAGCUCACAGCGUCGGGGGUGCCGCAGCUGGUGGAGCCGGUGCUCUGGGACUACGCGGCCGACCUGGACGUGCACGGCAAGGUGCUCCUCAUGCAGAAGUACCGGGAGUGCGGCUUCCGGAGGCUGUGGGCUGCCAGCGCCUUCAAGGGCGCCACGGGGCCCAGCCAGGCCCUGACCCCAGUGGAGCACCACCUCAGGAACCAUGAGCGCUGGCUGCAGGUGGCGGCCAGUGGGCCAGUGGACUCGCUGCAGGGCAUCGUCCUGACCGGCUGGCAGAGGCAUGACCACUUCUCCGUGCUGUGCGAGCUGCUUCCUGUGGGGGUCCCGUCACUGGCAGCCUGUCUGCAGUUGCUCCUCCACGGAGGAUUCACCGAAGAUGUCAAACUGAGAGUGGAGAACCUUCUCGGGGUUUCAAGCCUGGAAACAACCGAUCCUGUAGGUGAGAGGGCCGGCUCCUUCCCUGGCAGCGACAUCCUCAGCCUCGUUGCGCACUUCAGCCUGCACCUACGCAGCUCCGUGGACGCGCUGCUGGAGAGGAACAGGUAUGUGACUGGCUGGUUUAGCUCCUACCACCGCAGUCGGAAGCUCAUCCACCCCGUCAUGGUGCAGCACAUCCGGCCCGAGGCUCUCAGCCUGCUGGCCCGGUGGAGCGCCCUCCUGCAGCAGCUGGAGGCGGCCCUGCAGCUGGCCUUCUACCCGGACGCCGUGGAGGAGUGGCUGGAGGAGAACGUGCACCCGAGCAUGCGGCGGCUGCAGGGGCUGCUGCAGGACCUGAGCGAGGCGGCUGCUCCUCGGCCCCCGCCCAGCGACCCCGGCUGGGACGCCAGUCAGGACCCCUGAGGGGAGUGGCCUGUGCACGGGCUGGGCAGCUGUCCGUCGGACCUCCCCCAACAGCUCACUCCCGCCCAAGCCCCCGCAGCUGUGCAGGGCCAGGCAGCCCCCAACGGUGCAAUGAUCUUUGGGGAAAAAGGAAAUAUCGGAGGAAAAAGCACAUGGGACCUGCUUUAUGAUCUGCACAUAGAACUUUACUCUUUUGAAAUAAAAAGAAGAGUGGAAGCCAGAGGUCACGCUAACAGAAAGCCGAAACAGGCGCGGUGGUGCAUGUGCUGGCAGUCCCAGUGC
Molecule: messenger RNA, 1439 nt
Organism: Propithecus coquereli (Coquerel's sifaka)
Lineage: Eukaryota; Metazoa; Chordata; Mammalia; Primates; Indriidae
Gene: HEXD
Product: hexosaminidase (glycosyl hydrolase family 20, catalytic domain) containing
Exons: 8
Coding region: 228-1157 (309 amino acids)
Molecular function (GO): hexosaminidase activity
Source: RefSeq, a predicted model, not a curated record